This is a messenger RNA of Gastrolobium bilobum, 726 nucleotides long. RefSeq lists its product as uncharacterized. The coding region runs from base 1 to 726 and encodes 241 amino acids. The transcript has 3 exons. Lineage: Eukaryota; Viridiplantae; Streptophyta; Magnoliopsida; Fabales; Fabaceae. The record is from RefSeq and is a predicted model, not a curated record.
AUGGGUUGUGGCAUCUCAACCUUUGAAGCAGAAGAUGCAUCCCUGGGUCACGGUCACCGUUCCAACCGGGUCAGACAUCAUGUUAUUGUUCCCCCCGUUGCAGAAAACAAGAAGGAUUUAGACAAUGGCGAUGAGGGUGUUGAUAAGGACGUUGUCGGUGACGUCUUGGAGGUGAAGCAGCCAUUGGGUGAUGAAAAAGGGAAGACAAAAGAGGAAAGAUCUAAUGACGAGAUGUUGAAAGAGAAACAUGUAGUAGAUACAAAGGAGGACGAUAGGGUGUUUGAGAGAAGAGAAAAAGAAAAGCAUGGUAGCGAUGACAAACAUGCAAAGAAUGUAAAGAAUGAAGAAGAGCAUGAAGAGAAUAAUUGUAGGGACGAUAGCUUCAUUGGCACUGCUUCACCAAGUUUUAGGGAUUAUUGCAAUGGUCAUGACUCUGGGGAUCGAAGUUCUGACGGAGAAUCCAAUGAUUGUGACUCGAGGGAAAGCACCAAGAAUAGUAGUGAUGAUGGUUCAACAAACAGACAGAAUAAGUCAGAAAAUGAGGAAAUUCUCAAUUCCAACAAGGGAAUCGAGAAGAAAGAGAGAAGCAGAAGAUUAUUUAGAAAUAUUAUGAAUAAGGGAAAGACAACUGAGAAGAAAAAUCUGCUGAACUUCGGUUGCUACAACUCUAGCACUGAAUCCUAUGCUAAAGAUUCUUUUAACAAAACAAUUGGAAAAAAUGCAUGA